GCCGCGGCAGCCAUGUUGAUCGUGGCUAGCACAGGGGCCGGCACCAGCGGGUUUUAGAAGCAGGUGUCAUGAUGUUGUCCGCGGUGUUGAGGAGAACCGCGCCAGCACCUCGGCUCUUCCUAGGGUUAAUCAAAUCUCCAUCUCUCCAAAGCCGGGGAGGCUCUUAUGGCCGUAGCGUAAUCACCGGAGACCGCGGGGAGCCGCAGCGGCUGACAUCUGCCGCCUGGGUGCGCCCUGGAGCUUAUUCUAGCUUGUUUCCCGGACGGGGGGCAGCCACUGGGGGGCGCCGUGGAGAACGCACCGAGAUCCCAUACCUGACUGCUGCUUCAUCUGGACGUGGACCUAGCCCCGAAGAAACACUCCCAGGACAAGACCACUGGAAUGGGGUCCCCAACAAGGCGGGUCUGGGCAUGUGGGCCUUGGCCAUGGCGCUGGUGGUUCAGUGCUACAACAAGAAUCCAUCUAACAAGGAUGCAGCUCUGAUGGAAGCUGCCCGAGGCAAUAAUGUGCAGGAAGUCAGAAGGCUGUUAUCAGAAGGUGCAGAUGUCAAUGCAAGGCACAAACUUGGCUGGACAGCACUGAUGGUGGCAGCCAUCAGCCACAACGAGAGUGUGGUGCAGGUCCUGCUUGCUGCUGGAGCUGAUCCAAACCUUGGGGAUGACUUCAGCAGUGUCUACAAGACUGCCAAUGAACAGGGAGUCCAUUCUUUGGAAGUCCUAGUCACUCGAGAGGAUGACUUCAACAACCGACUAAACCACCGAGCUAGCUUCAAAGGCUGCACAGCCCUGCACUAUGCUGUCCUGGCCGAUGACUACAGCAUCGUCAAGGAACUGCUGGACGGAGGAGCCAACCCCCUUCAGAGGAAUGAGAUGGGCCACACACCCCUGGAUUAUGCCCGGGAAGGGGAGGUUAUGAAGCUUCUGAAAACUUCUGAGACCAAGUACAUGGAGAAGCAAAGGAAGCGUGAGGCAGAGGAGCGACGCCGCUUCCCACUCGAGCAGCGACUGAAGGAGCACAUCAUUGGCCAGGAGAGUGCCAUCGCCACCGUUGGUGCUGCGAUCCGCAGGAAGGAGAAUGGCUGGUACGACGAGGAGCACCCUCUCGUCUUCCUCUUCUUGGGAUCAUCUGGAAUAGGGAAAACCGAGCUGGCCAAGCAGACAGCCAAGUAUAUGCACAAAGAUGCCAAAAAGGGCUUCAUCCGGCUCGACAUGUCUGAGUUUCAGGAGCGACAUGAGGUAGCCAAGUUUAUCGGUUCUCCACCAGGCUACAUCGGCCAUGAAGAGGGUGGCCAGCUGACCAAGAAACUGAAACAGUGCCCAAAUGCAGUAGUGCUCUUUGAUGAGGUGGACAAGGCCCAUCCAGAUGUGCUUACCAUCAUGCUGCAGCUGUUUGAUGAGGGCCGCCUGACAGAUGGCAAGGGGAAGACCAUUGACUGCAAGGAUGCCAUCUUCAUCAUGACUUCCAAUGUAGCCAGUGAUGAGAUCGCCCAGCAUGCAUUGCAGCUCAGACAGGAAGCUUUGGAGAUGAGCCGAAAUCGAAUCGCCGAAAACCUUGGGGAUGUCCAGAUUAGUGACAAGAUCACCAUCUCAAAGAACUUUAAAGAGAAUGUGAUCCGACCCAUCUUAAAAGCUCACUUCCGGAGAGACGAGUUUCUGGGACGGAUCAAUGAGAUUGUCUACUUCCUCCCUUUCUGCCACUCAGAGCUCAUCCAGCUGGUCAACAAGGAACUGAACUUCUGGGCCAAGAGGGCCAAGCAGAGACACAACAUCACACUACUGUGGGACCGUGAGGUGGCAGACGUGUUGGUCGACGGCUACAACGUCCACUACGGUGCCCGCUCCAUUAAGCACGAGGUAGAGCGGCGUGUGGUAAACCAACUGGCAGCAGCCUAUGAGCAGGACCUGCUCCCAGGGGGCUGCACCCUGCGUAUCACUGUGGAGGACUCAGACAAGCACCUUCUCAAGAGCCCUGAGCUGCCCUCACCCCAGGCUGAGAAGCGUCCACCUACAUUGCGACUGGAGAUCAUUGAUAAGGACAGCAAGACCCGCAAACUGGACAUCCAGGCACCACUCCACCCCGAGAAGGUGUGCUACACCAUCUAGCGUCCACCUGUCUGUCCGUGCCCUGAACAUCUAAUAAAGGCCCCUUGCUGUGGCAUGGCAACCAA
This is a messenger RNA of Apodemus sylvaticus (European woodmouse), 2167 nucleotides long. RefSeq names its product caseinolytic mitochondrial matrix peptidase chaperone subunit B (gene Clpb). Gene Ontology annotation, cellular component: cytoplasm; mitochondrion. Gene Ontology annotation, molecular function: protein binding; ATP binding; ATP hydrolysis activity. The transcript is spliced from 16 exons. The coding region runs from base 69 to 2102 and encodes 677 amino acids. NCBI's taxonomy places the organism in Eukaryota, Metazoa, Chordata, Mammalia, Rodentia, Muridae. The record is from RefSeq and is a predicted model, not a curated record. Gene Ontology annotation, biological process: cellular response to heat.